UGAGCGGAGAGCCGGAGAACGCGUCGUCGCUCGCCGGCCGGGAGGCCCCGGAGCCGGCCCAUGGGGAGCGGGCGCCCGGCGCUGGCCACGACGACCGCCGCCGCCCGCGCCGCGCCUGGCCCGCGAAGCCCAGGGACCCCCUCUGGGAGAGCCCCAUGAGGGCAGGAGAGUGAUGGAGAGUACGCCCAGCUUCCUGAAGGACACCCCAGCCUGGGAGAAGACAGCCCCUGAGAAUGGCAUCCUGGGACGGGAGCCGGAUACCCUGCCACGAGAUGGUCUGCGCCGUGGUGCACUGUGCCUCGGAGAGCCUGCUCCCUUCUGGAGGGGUGUUCUAAGCCCCCCAGACUCCUGGCUUCCCCCUGGCUUUCCCCAGAGCCCCAAGGACACAAUCCCACUGGUGGAGGGAGAAGGCCCCCGAAAUGGGGAGAGGAAGGCCAGCUGGCUGGGCAGCAAGGAGGGGCUGCGCUGGAAGGAGGCGAUGCUCACCCACCCACUGGCCCUCUGUGGCUCAGCAUGCCCACCUCGUUAUGGCCCCCUGAUUCCUGAGCAUAGUGGUGGCCAUCCCAAGAGCGACCCUGUGGCCUUCCGGCCCUUGCACUGCCCCUUCCUUCUGGAGACCAAGAUCCUCGAGCAAGCUCCCUUCUGGGUGCCCACCUGCUUGCCACCCUACGUAGUGUCCAGCCUGCCCCCAGAGCGUCCGUGUGACUGGCCCCUGGCCCCACACCCCUGGGUGUACUCAGGGGGGCAGCCCAAAGUGCCCUCUGCCUUCAGCUUAGGCAGCAAGGGCUUUUACCACAAGGAUCCAAGCAUUCUCAGGCUGGCAAAGGAGCCACUGGCAACCUCGGAACCUGGGCUGUUAGGCUUGGCCCCUGGUGGGCAUCUCCAGAGAACUGGGGAAGUGGAACGUCCUUCAUUCCACCAGAGAGAUGGAGAGGCAGGAGUCGGCAGACAUCAGAACCUUUGCCCAUUUCUGCUGGGGCAUCCGGACGCUGUUCCCCGGACCCCCUGGCCCACUUGUCCCCCGGGCCUGGUUCAUAGUCUCAGCAAUGUCUGGGCUGUACCGGGGGGUGGGAGCCUUGGGUACCAGCUGGGGCCAUCAGCCACAUCCAGGUGUCCCUCUCCUGGGCCUCCUACCCCCCAGGGAGGCUGUUGCUCAUCUCAUCCACCUGCUAGAGAUGGAGGUCUUGGCCCUUGUGGGAAGUGCCAGGAGGGGGGUGCCAUCGGGCCCAGUGAAUCCAACAAGGAAGCGAACAAGGCAUCUGGUCCCAGGGCCUGCCCACCCAGCCAUCACACCAAGCUAAAGAAGACAUGGCUCACACGACACUCUGAGCAGUUUGGGUGCCCAGGGGGCUGCCCCGGGGAGGAGGAGAGCCCACCUGCCCAGCUGCAGGCCCUCAAGAGGGCAAGUAGCCCUGAGGGAGUGGGUGGCAGCCCAGCCGCCAAGCGCCCACCCGACCCUUUCCCAGGCAGUGUGGGCCAGGGAGCCAAAGGCUGGCAGGAGAUGCUGGAAUCCUCGUUUGGGAACAAGGUGGAGGCCUCACAGCAUACUAACCACAGAGGACCCCAAGAUGGCAGGGCCAGCCUCCAGGACCCGAGGCUUCAUGACACAUCUUGUUCGGCUCCCCUGGCAGGCACGGCUCGGUGCCAAAGCUGUGCCCAUGCAGCUGGAGAGGUGCGAGGGCUGGCCCGCCCCUCCCAGCAAGUAUCGAGAUUGCCUCUGGGAGGGGAGCAGCCGCAGGAGGAAGACUCUGCAGCCUGCCCUGAGGAGGGAGGAUGGUCUGGCCCUGAGGCCAGGCUCAGCAAGGGCCUCGCCAAGCAUCUGCUAAGUGGUUUGGGGGACCGACUGUGCCGCCUGCUGCGGAGGGAGCGUGAAGCUCUGGCCUGGGCGCAGCGGGAAGGCCAGGGGUCAGCCAGGACGGAGGACAACCCAGGUGUUCCUCGCUGCUGUAGCCGCUGUCACCGGGGACUCUUCAACACCCACUGGAAAUGCCCCCACUGCAGCCACCGGCUGUGUGUGGCCUGUGGUCGCAUGGCAGGGGCUAGGUGGGCCAGGAAAGCAGGCCCUCAGGAGGAGUCCGCGGAGGAGUGUCCCCAAGAGGCCGGGCACACUGCCAGUUCCCUGACGCUCACCCAAUUCGUUUCCAGCCAGGCCUUGGCAGAGUUGAGCACCGCCAUGCACGAGGUUUGGGUCAAGUUUGACAUCCGGGGGCACUGCCCCUGCCAAGCGGAUGCCCGGGUGUGGGCCCCUGGGGAUGGGGGCCAGCAGAAGGAGCCGACAGAGAAAACUCCCCCGGUUCCACAAUCUUCUUGCAAUGGGGAUACCGACAGGACCAAGGACAUCAAAGAGGAGACCCCGGACUCCACCGAGACCCCGGCAGAGGACCGUGCCGGCCGAGGGCCCCUACCUUGUCCCUCUCUCUGUGAACUGCUGGCCUCCACUGCUGUCAAACUCUGCUUGGGGCACGAGCGGAUACACAUGGCCUUUGCCCCGGUCACUCCUGCCCUGCCCAGUGAUGACCGCAUCACCAACAUCCUGGACAGCAUCAUUGCGCAGGUGGUGGAACGGAAGAUCCAGGAGAAAGCCCUGGGGCCUGGGCUGCGGGCCGGGCCAGGACUGCACAAAGGCCUGGGCCUGCCCCUCUCGCCAGUGCGGCCCCGGCUGCCUCCUCCAGGAGCUCUGCUGUGGCUGCAGGAGCCCAGGCCUCAGCGAGGCUUCCAUCUCUUCCAGGAGCACUGGAGGCAGGGCCAGCCUGUGCUGGUGUCAGGGAUUCAGAGGACAUUGCAAGGCAACCUGUGGGGGACGGAAGCUCUUGGGGCUCUUGGAGGCCAGGUGCAGGCACUGACCCCCCUUGGGCCUCCCCAGCCCACAAGCCUCCACAGUACAACGUUCUGGGAGGGAUUCUCCCGGCCUGAAAUUCGCCCAAAGUCAGACGAGGGCUCCGUCCUUCUGCUGCACAGAGCUCUGGGGGAUGAGGACACCAGCAGGGUGGAGAACCUGGCUGACAGCCUGCCCCUCCCCGAGUACUGUGCCCGCCAUGGGAAACUCAACCUGGCUUCCUACCUCCCACCUGGCCCCGCCCUGCGUCCACUGGAACCCCAGCUGUGGGCAGCCUAUGGUGUGAACCCACACCGUGGGCACCUGGGGACCAAGAACCUCUGUGUGGAGGUGACUGACCUGGUCAGUGUCCUGGUAUGUGCCGAAGCCCCACCACCUGCCUGGCACCGGGCACAGAAAGACUUCCUCUCAGGCCUGGAUGGGGAGGGGCUCUGGUCUCCCGGCAGCCAAGUCAGCACUGUGUGGCACGUGUUCCGGGCCCAGGACGCCCAGCGCAUCCGCCGCUUUCUCCAGAUGGUGAGCUGGACGGCCUUGACUCACACAGAGAAGGCAGCUUGGGACCUUCGGAGUUGUGUGGUGGGGCACACAGAAAGAGCUGGGGCUGAGCAGGGACCUAAAGGUGUGCCCGGCCGGAGCAGGCAACUUGGAGCCUGGCACCCCAGGCUGCUGCUACCUGGACACAGGGCUGCGGCGGCGCCUGCGGGAGGAGUGGGGCGUGAACUGCUGGACCCUGCUGCAGGCCCCUGGAGAGGCCGUGCUGGUGCCUGCUGGGGCUCCCCACCAGGUGCAGGGCCUGGUGAGCACCGUGAGCGUCACUCAGCACUUCCUGUCCCCGGAGACCUCUGCCCUCUCUGCUCAGCUCUGCCACCAGGGACCCAGCCUGUCCUCUGACCACCGCCUGCUUUAUGCCCAGAUGGACUGGGCUGUGUUCCAAGCAGUGAAGGUGUCUGUGGGAACAUUACAGGAGGCUAAAUAGGGGAAUCCCGGAGGGGACCUGGGGUAGGUUGGGGACAGGUAGACCAGGUGCUCAAUCCCAACACAGCUUCAGGAGAGAAUGACACUGGGUCUUGGGGACUUUUGAUCAAUCCCUCAGGCACCACUCUGGGCACAGGCAGGGCACCUUGUUCUCCGCUCCAAUCUGGGUCCUAAAGCCAACAACCAUAGUGCCACUGAAGCCCACACCUGCCCUUCGCAGGCCAGCACCUGCUCUGUCCCUGCACCCCUCUCCACACCUCCACGCUGGGGGUGAAGGACUCCCUCUGACACCUGCUCCCUGAACCCAAGAGACAAACAGCCUUUCCUUGGGGGACCUCGGGAAUCAUUCUGGCUUAAGCAACACCUUCUGCUGCCUCAUCCCUGCUGUCCCACCUGUGCCCGAGCACUGCUUACAUCACCCACAUCUUCACUGGGCUCCAGGGUGGCCCUUCGCACUGCAGGCAUGCUGGACAGGGGGCCGCUGAAAUCCUGCCCUUUUGCCAGACAACAGUGAAGUUGGAGGGGAGGGGCAUCAGGAGACUACCCAGGCUCGGCUGGAGGGAAUGAUAUGGGCGAUGCCGUGUUCCUGCUCCCUCUUCUCGCCUCCCUCCUUCAUGAUUUCCAUUAAAGUCUUGUUUUGUGAAUGCUGCUGGAGUGGUUGGCCUUGCUCCUGCAGGCCACGUGGACUGGGGAGGGAGGGGAGAUAAGGAAAUGGAGUGGGGUUGGGGGACUCGAUAGGGACCUCACCCACUCCUGCCUGCUCCUCUUCCUGGGGCCUGGAUCCUUCCCGCUGAGGAGCAGAUGGAACCUUCCAGGGGUCUGCCCUGAGGAUGCUCCUGGCAGCAGACUGUGGACAAGGCAGAGCCCUGGGGUUCAGUGGCAUGGCAGCCUUCCUGUGCGUGUUGGGGCUACAGAGAUCUGGGAGCCCCAGCCUGCCAGGGACUGCAGGCUACCCCAGCUCUCCUGUCUGACCCGACCUGAAGCUCUGGGAGUGUGGCCCAGAAGAGCUCUUGCCUAGCCGUCUGCCCUCGGUGCCCGUGGCUGGCCCCAGUCCCGCUUCCCAGGGACUGGCUUGCUGCCUGAGACACUGGACAGCCCCUCCCCACCCCCGGGGCCCUCUGUGCGGCUCUGCCUGCUCGCCUGCCCUUGUAUAUCGCAGUGCCAGCAAGCUGCGACUCUUGGGGUACCUAACUGUUCCUGCAGUGGUUUGGGGAAUGGUGUUUUUUAUGAAAUAAAACUUUUUUUAUUAUAAA
Messenger RNA from Lutra lutra (Eurasian river otter), 5064 nucleotides. RefSeq names its product HR lysine demethylase and nuclear receptor corepressor (gene HR). The coding region runs from base 173 to 3727 and encodes 1184 amino acids. The transcript is spliced from 20 exons. Gene Ontology annotation, molecular function: histone H3K9 demethylase activity; transcription coregulator activity; chromatin DNA binding. NCBI's taxonomy places the organism in Eukaryota, Metazoa, Chordata, Mammalia, Carnivora, Mustelidae. Gene Ontology annotation, cellular component: chromatin; histone deacetylase complex. Gene Ontology annotation, biological process: regulation of transcription by RNA polymerase II. The record is from RefSeq and is a predicted model, not a curated record.